This is a messenger RNA of Rotaria sp. Silwood2, 438 nucleotides long. The record is from the annotation of a GenBank genome assembly. Lineage: Eukaryota; Metazoa; Rotifera; Eurotatoria; Philodinida; Philodinidae.
AUGGAUUCGACAGGUGGCUAUCAAUUGAUUGGCCGUACAUUGCCUAUCUGGAACAUAUUUAUCCAUAAUACAGCAUUUGAAGAUGAUUAUCCAUGGCUCCUUCGUUUUUUCGAUCAAGUUCGCUUCUAUCCUGUCGACAAGAAGGAACUUUCCAUCCAGCGUGAUGCAUUUCGUGAAGGACGUUUGAGCGUGUGUAUCGUUCACGGCAAUGUAUUUAAUUUAGGUGAGUACAACGCUUUUCUUAAACGAGAAUUGAAAAGCAUUGUCAACUUUACUGCAUGGCAAACAGCUGCCUUUGCCGAAGAAGUGUCACACUGGCAACUUGACAAUCAUGACGACAGAAACGACUCUUCAACGAACGAUCAUGGCAUUGCAGAGAUUCAACAUGUCAUCUAUCGACAAGUAAGCAUGACUGCCGAUAUUUGUGGUAGUAUAUGA